CCCUGGCGGCUCGCCGUGCUGAGAGAGGUGCACUCCCGGAGGCUCGCGGAGAAGCCGGACACACGAGAUCGGGUUUCAGCUGAACGCUAAAUGCGCUCGCAGACAGACCGAAAUAACCCGCCAGGUCGCGGCGGCUAUAGGCUACGAGCUGAACCUGUGCUGAAAGGACACACAACCUUUAUGAGCCGUUUCCACGACCUGCCCCCGCAGAGAAGAACAUGGCAGUAUACAGACAUUGGUUGAAGAGAGACUGAAGUGACUUCUAAAAAGUUCUUAACUGACAUUUAGACUGAAGGAGACUUUCAUGUGUGGGGUAGACUGCCUUAUUAGCAUCCACUCCACAUCCACAGUAGGGUCGGCGUGAUGUCACUCUUUAUCACGGGUACACAUUCUACCAGCAGAGGGCAGUAGAGUGCUGAGGAGUGAUCGGCUGAGUCAUGGUCACAUGACCCCAGGGGGUUGAUGGGAAGUGUGUGUGUGUGUGUGUGUGUGUGUGUGUGUGUGUUGUGAGUGUGGUGAGUGUGUGUGUGUGUGUGUUGAGUGUGUGUGUGUGUGUGUGUGUGUGAUGGCGGCCUGUGCUUCCGGCUCCCUGCAGGUCCUCCUGGGCGCCCUGCACACACACCUGCUGGAGUGUAAGGUGUGUAUGGAGCGCUUCAGUUCCAGCGCAGACGAGGAGCCGGACCGGCGGCCCUUGGCCCUUGGCUGCGGUCACGUGCUGUGUGCCGAGUGUGUGAGAGUGUGUGUGCGUGUGUGUGUGUGUGCCGAGUGUGUGCGCCUCCUCAGCUCCUCCUCCUCCAGCCGCCGAACGCUCCACUGCCCCUUCUGCCGGCUGCCCAGCGACCCCGCCCGCGUCUCCGCCUGCCGGGCCCUCGCCGACCUCCAGGAGCUGCUGCAGGAGCACCAGAGCCGCCCCACUGCCUCGCCAGCGCCACCCGGUGGUGGGGAGGAUGCCCGAGGCGGGCCGCAGGACGAGGCACUGGAUGGGAGGGCGCUGCGCCUGGUGCGGGCGUUUGGGGGGUGGGGCACGCUGAUGAACCCCACGGGCGUGGCGCUCUUCAGCUCGGGGGCGCUGGCCGUGGUGCACGAUGGGAAGGAGAGGGUGCUGGUCUUCGGGCCGCAGGGGAGGCGUCUGCACGGGUUCGGCCAGAGGGGCGGGGCUGUUGGGGCGGGGCUGACACACCCGCUGGGUGUGGCCGUGCUUCCUGACGGACAGGUGGCGGUGAGCGACGCCGGAGACGCCGCGCUGAAGGUGUUCACGUCCCGGGGCGGAGCCGUCGGGGAGGCACGUGGUGAUUGGUUGCGGCUGCCGUGGGGUGUGGCGGCGGCGAGCGGCGGCGGCAGAGGUGUGCUGGUGGCUGAUGCCCAGGAGGGGGCGCUGUUCCGGCUGGAGGUGGACUCCGCCCGCGGGGGGGAGCUCAGGGGCAGGAGGGUGGUGCUGGAGGGGCUACAGAACCCACGAGCCGUCGCCUGCUGCCCCCGCACAGGGCACAUCGCUGUGGUGGAACACCUCUGGGGCAAUAGGCACACACACACCAGCCAGCACACACACACCUCAGAGCACACACACACCCCAGAGCACACACACACCCCAGAGCACACACACACCAGCCAGCACAUAAACCCUCCAGAACACACGCAUAGCAGCAAGCACACACACACCCCAGAACACACGCUCAUCCUGGAGCACACACACACCAGCAAACAUGCACACACCACUGGACACACACAGAGCGGCACACACACACACACACACCCCACUCGGCUGACGCUCUACAGCAGUGACCUCACGCUGCUUUACCAGAUAGACUCCUUCGGCCUCGGCCUCCGCACAGGAAGCCCCGCCCCCCCGCCCUGCCUGACCGCGGUGACCUUUGACUCUGCGGGUCACCUGAUCGCCGCUGACGCCCGCUCAGGUGUGGUCUGGAGCCUCGGCAGGCCGUGGGAGGACCGGCCACUCGCCCUGACCCCGCUGGUCAGCGACGGACUCGUCCGGCCGGUGGGCUUGGCGGUGACCGGAGACACUCUCGUCGUACUGGACAGCGGAGACCACGCAGUGAAGAUGUACUCCAGCCAGCCAGACCUCUACUCAGCCCCAUACUAAACCCAGACCUCUACUCAGACCCAUACUAAACCCAGACCUCUACUCAGCACCAUACUAAACCCAUACUAAACCCAGACCUCUACUAAACCCAGACCUCUACUCAGACCCAUACUAAACCCAGACCUCUACU
This is a messenger RNA of Clupea harengus (Atlantic herring), 2231 nucleotides long. RefSeq names its product E3 ubiquitin-protein ligase NHLRC1. The transcript is spliced from 3 exons. The coding region runs from base 566 to 2101 and encodes 511 amino acids. The record is from RefSeq and is a predicted model, not a curated record. Gene Ontology annotation, biological process: proteasome-mediated ubiquitin-dependent protein catabolic process; protein polyubiquitination. NCBI's taxonomy places the organism in Eukaryota, Metazoa, Chordata, Actinopteri, Clupeiformes, Clupeidae. Gene Ontology annotation, molecular function: protein binding; ubiquitin protein ligase activity.